AUGCCGCCAAAUUCGACCCGCCGCACCCGCUCGCGCCGGGAGACAGAGAUACAGCAGCGAUCCGAUGCGAAUACCCCGGAGUCAAUACAGACGCCGUCUAGAAAGAGGAGGCGGGUCACCGGUCCCGACAGCGCCCGCACGACCGCCAAUGGUGCAGAGCGCCGCAGCACUACGAUACAGGCAGCCGUAUCCAGAGAAGCGACCGUCGAGCCCACGAACGACGAGGCGGACACUAGCGAAGUGAUCGAGGACGAGACUCUCAGGGUUAUUAGCCGGUUGAGGACCUCAGAUGCGUUUGUUCAAGCCGUGGUCGACUUCUCCAACGACCUGGAUGUAGAAAACCCGUCCACCAGGAAGGCUUACGCAAAGAUUGCUGGUCGACAAUGGAGUUAUUACAUGAAAACCCCUGGGAUCAAUAUUGGCCGGGGCAAAGAGGCUCCCCGAUCCGCACUCAAGGCUGGUCCACUGAACGAGGCUCCCGUCUCGCCAUCCCAGCUCUCGCCUGACCCCAAUGCUGCCUUCCCAAUCCACAUCGACCUGGGACCGGACAACCGCAUUUCCAGGCUCCAUGCAGUUAUCGAGUAUGAUGCCGACAAUGAGCAGUGGGUCCUCUUUGUGAACAGCCGCAAUGGACUUCGAGUGGAUGACUUUCAUGUCGAGCACGGCAAGAGGACGGUUCUGCGUUCGGGAUCCGUUUUCUCGGUUAAUGGGACGGAGAUGAUGUUCCUGCUUCCGGACGGUGAGGUCGAGAUUGCCCAGGCCAUUAUGAAUCGUGUCAAGCAGCAGCCGAAGGACGGCGACGAUACGGAAGAAGGGGAUGAGGACAGUCCUCGUCUACCGCAGAGCCAUCUCAAACCCUCGUCGCCGCGACCUGGUGCUGGUGCGCAGAAACCUUACCAGCAAUCGUCACAGAGCUACAGUCAACACCCGCCACAACACAGCGGUCAUGGGCAGUUCUCCGCUGCUGUGAUGCCAUCGUCUACUUCUGCGCAGCCUGGUACUCCCGGAACCAAGCCAGGACAGGUGAGGGUUAAAGCGUCGCCUGCGUAUUCUCGUGGACUCGUGAUUGAGAGCACUCAAGAGAUUGACUACGCCGACGAAUCAAGCAAGGACUUCAAACCACCGCACAGCUAUGCACAGCUCAUCGGUCAGGCGAUCUUAGGCACGGAUGAGAAGAAGCUUACACUGUCCAAAAUCUAUGACUUUGUCCGGGAGAAUUACGCGUUCUACAGGCACACCGCCACAGGAUGGCAGAACUCCAUCCGCCACAACCUUUCGCUCAACAAGUCUUUCGAAAAGGUACCCCGCGACACGCACGAGCCCGGCAAAGGCAUGAAAUGGCAAAUCGUGCCGGACCACCUCGAAGAAUUCAUGAAGAAAGCUAUCCCACCUACGCGCGGCAUGCGGCCCUCCGCGUCCUCCGGGCCAAACUCUCCCGCAGCCAUGCAAGCCUCGGAGCGCCUCCAAGGCGCCCUCGCAGGCGUCCCCCAGCACCAGCGCCCCGGCAGCCGCGGCAUCAAAACCGAGCGCAUCAAGACUAGCCCCCGCUCCGUCACGCCACCGCUGAUGGCCGCCUACCCGACCGCCCAGGAGAGCUACACCCCCGACCGCGGCCCCGCGCGCCGCCCUACAAUACGCACGAAUGACCUGCCCCCACCUCACACAGCUGAAGCCCGCACCCCUAUCUCCGCCAACGACGGCAGCCGCAGCGCCUCAGCCCCACACCCGCAGUACGCCUCCGCGCACGGCCCGAAUCCGCCAGGCACGGCGCCGCGCCGCUCACACGUCGGGCUGACGGAAGCGGCAUCCCAGGGUUCACCGCCAGCGAUGGGCUCGACGCUCUAUGCGCAGGACGGACAUCAGGGCAUGCUGAUGACGCCGUUGGUCGAGCGGCAUAAACCUAGCCUGGCGCCGCCGAGCUCGAUGCGCGCACCCAGCCACUUCAUGCAUAACAUCAUGAGCUCCCCGGCGCCGUUUUGGAAGUUUGCGGAUCAUGCGCUUACGCCUGGGAGGGUGGUGGGGUGGGGGAGCAGUCCUGUCAAGAGGAAGGUUGAGGAGAUGGAGGGGGAUGACGACGAAGGAGACGAGAUUGAGGAAGGCGGGCCUGUUGGCCAGGCCGGCGAGUCCGGUAGCACAGAGGUGGAGGGCACGAAGCACGACAGCGCCACGCAACUAGGCAAGACUGGUGCGCACGCACAACACCCCUCGUCCCCGCCCCCCAUGGUCUCAGCAGAGCCCCGGGAGCAGGCCGAGCACAACUCAGACGCAGACGACUCCCACGAUGACUCCCAUGAAGACAUGUCCCCCACGCGCACCCUCUCGCGCCCGGCAACGAGACAAGGCCCUACGCGGCCCAGCACCGCGACUGGUGGAGUUCAAGCACUGCAGGCGCUCGGCCCGCCGCCGAGGAUGGCCAUGCCGGUGCAGAUGGGUAUGGGAGGUCUACCGGGGCCGGUGAGGGGGCUGGGGAUUGGUGGGUUGGGUGGUGUGCACGGGAUCAGUGGAGCUGGUGGGAUGAACGGAGUCGGGAAGGUGGAUGAGGAGGAGGAGGAGGGGAUUGAUCUUGCGAAGUAA
This is a messenger RNA of Coniosporium apollinis CBS 100218, 2574 nucleotides long. RefSeq lists its product as uncharacterized. Gene Ontology annotation, biological process: regulation of transcription by RNA polymerase II. The transcript has 3 exons. Bases 1 to 2574 code for a protein of 857 amino acids. Lineage: Eukaryota; Fungi; Ascomycota; Dothideomycetes. The record is from RefSeq and is a predicted model, not a curated record. Gene Ontology annotation, molecular function: RNA polymerase II cis-regulatory region sequence-specific DNA binding; protein binding; DNA-binding transcription factor activity, RNA polymerase II-specific.